Arabis nemorensis is the source of this 498-nucleotide messenger RNA. Lineage: Eukaryota; Viridiplantae; Streptophyta; Magnoliopsida; Brassicales; Brassicaceae. The record is from the annotation of a GenBank genome assembly.
AUGUCGAUACUCAUCGCACUGGGUUGUUCCCAGUUCACUAAUUUUGUCACCAGCGAACUAGCGGCCAAGACAAUUGAGAGACCACAUUUCGUAAACCUUAGAGGAACGAAACGGCUUGCUGAUGUCCUCUGUUCUCUAGCACCAGCUCCUUGCACAGCUGAAGUGGAUACAAGGAUUCUACACUUUAUUGGGAUACUUUCAAGUAUAUUUGGGGCACGACUGAAUCCCUUCUUUGGGGAAUCUGACCUUACUGUUCUCUUUAGUAGCAAAUUGCUUGCAGUUGGUGAUACACAAUCUUGGAUUAGACUCGACAAACAUGUUUUAAGAGGCCAAAAGUUGCAUGGUCGCAAACUCACAGCGCGAUUGUUCAUCCCCAACUUGCAUCAUUGGAUCUACUGGGUUUUCAGGUUUAGGAAGGCAUACCAACUCGAGAAAAUUGUGUUUUUCAAGCUUCGUCAGCAAAUGUUAGCUUCACAUCCACGAUUUCAAAUACUUUAG